Messenger RNA from Penicillium verrucosum, 1629 nucleotides. Its product is annotated as MFS maltose permease MalP. Gene Ontology annotation, molecular function: carbohydrate:proton symporter activity. NCBI's taxonomy places the organism in Eukaryota, Fungi, Ascomycota, Eurotiomycetes, Eurotiales, Aspergillaceae. The transcript has a single exon. The coding region runs from base 1 to 1629 and encodes 542 amino acids. Gene Ontology annotation, biological process: carbohydrate transport; transmembrane transport. The record is from RefSeq and is a predicted model, not a curated record. Gene Ontology annotation, cellular component: membrane.
AUGGCUUCUGAAAAGCAAGCCAUCGACCAUGUCGAAGGACAUGACUCAAUCGAACCAGCAGGCCAUGUCCAGCCAGGCUAUUCAGACCUCCAAACCACCAAUGAAGCCCACGCCGCCAUCGAAAAAGAACACAACAUGACCGCCAUGGAAGCCCUAAAGCUCUACCCCAAAGCCGUAGCCUGGUCCCUCCUCCUCUCCUGCGCCAUCAUCAUGGAAGGCUACGACGUAGUCCUGAUCGGCUCAUUCUUCGCCUUCCCAGCCUUCAACAUGAAAUACGGCGAACUGAUGUCAGACGGCAAAUACGGCCUCGCGGCCCCCUGGCAAGCAGGUCUAACAAACGCAAUGAGCGUCGGCCAGAUCCUAGGCCUCUUCGUGAACGGUAUCGUCUCCGAACGCUACGGAUACCGCAAAACCCUAAUGACCUGUCUCGCCACAACCGUCGGCUUCAUCUUCAUUCUCUUCUUCGCGCCAAACGUCCAGACCCUCGUCGCCGGCGAGUUCCUCAUGGGUAUCCCCCUGGGCGUCUACCAGACUCUCACGGUCACUUACGCUUCGGAGGUAUGUCCCGUCGCACUGCGCGCCUAUCUCACCACCUACGUCAAUCUGUGCUGGGUCUUCGGACAGCUCAUCGCCUCGGGAGUGCUGAAGGGUCUUGUCGAACACACCGACCAGUGGGCAUACCGCAUCCCCUUCGCCAUCCAGUGGGUGUGGCCGGUACCGAUCUUCAUUGGAGUGUACCUCGCACCUGAGAGUCCGUGGUGGCUUGUUCGGAAGGACAGACGCGAAGACGCUAUCAAGUCUGUGAAGCGGCUCACGCGCGUAGACCCCAACUUCAGCGCCGAGGAAACUGUCUCCAUGAUUGUGUAUACGAAUGCCAUGGAGCAACAGACCGAGACUGGUGCUUCAUACAUGGACUGCUUUAAGGGGACUGACCUGCGACGCACGGAGAUCGCGUGCUGUGUCUGGGCAGUGCAGAGUCUAUGUGGUAGCGGUCUCAUGGGCUACUCGACUGUCUUCUACCAGCGUGCGGGACUGGCGGACUCGCAGUCGUUUACGAUGUCGCUGGCACAGUAUGCGAUUGGAGUUGUUGGUACGUUUUGCUCGUGGCUGUUUAUGACGUACUUUGGUCGUCGCACGCUAUAUGUGGGUGGCCUGGCGAUCUUGGGUGUUAUCCUGUUUGUCAUUGGAUUUGUGUCCAUUGCCCCGGCAACUACCUCGCUUUCGUGGGCUACGGGAUCCAUGUUGCUUGUGUAUACAUUCAUCUAUGAUUCGACUAUUGGACCGGUGUGUUUCUCGCUGGUUUCGGAGAUGCCGUCGUCGAGACUUCGCACUAAGACGGUUGUGCUGGCGAGGAAUACGUAUAACGUGCUCAAUCUGGUGACUGGUAUUAUUAUUCCUUAUAUGCUGAAUGUCGACGCAUGGAAUUGGAGAGGGAAGUCUGGAUUCUUCUGGGGUGGACUGUGCAUUGUCUGUUUUGUUUGGUCGUUCUUCAGACUUCCUGAGCCCAAGGGCCGCUCUUAUGCUGAGUUGGAUGUUCUGUUUGAGAACAAGGUGCGCACAAGGGAGUUCCCGUCUGCGAAGACUGGCUUGGUGCAGAGUGAGCUCGAGGGAGAGAAGGGCUUGGUUUGA